UACUUGAUCGCACCUCUUCUGGCGACACCCACUGCGCCGCCUUGCACUUUCCCGGCCUCUUCACGCGUCCUGUCGCCAUGGACCCAACACGCGCGUUUGAUCCUUCGAAGAUGAAGGCCGCCGCGGCGGAAUAUUCCUCGUCCGAGUCAGAAGACGACGAUGACGACUUCCUAAUGCCGUCAACAAAUCCCAACGCCGACGAAUUUGCCGAUUACAACCCCCGAAAGCGGAGAAGAACCGGUCGCGACGCAAAGGAGAGUGCAGCGCUUGGUAUAUUCGGCUCCGAGAGCGAAGACGACAGGCCAGGCCAGCGAUGGAAGAGGAAGACCCUCCGGAACAAAGGCAUGAGCUUUGUGUCGGCCAACGAUGCAAACAAGGACAGCGAAAACGACACCGCGGCAGGGGAUGAGGACGACCAAGAGGAGCCGGAAAGAGCCAGUUUCUUGCGAAUGAAUGGUGGCGACGAUGUGGACGACGAAGAGGCGGAGGAAGAAGAAACGACACCGGGAAUCGGACUGGGUUACGGCACAUCAGCUGGGUUGGGUCGCGGACGAGACCCGCCAUCGCAUCAACAACAAUAUCAACCACCAAAAAGGUCCUUCAACUUUGGGGGCACGGCUCAGCCUCUUGGGAUGGGUUUCACGCCCUCUUCUACAAACGAGCCUGUCCUCAAGGUCAACGACGACGCACCUAGCCGACCUAAAAAGGCGAUGCCCAGCGCCUUUUCCUCGAAAGGUGGCAAGACAAAAACUAACCCGAACUCAUUCGGUGCACGCAUGAUGGCAAAGAUGGGCUUUGUAGAAGGCAAAGGUCUGGGAAAGGAGGGACAGGGUCGAAACGUUGUUAUCGAAGCAAAUUUGCGCCCCCAGAAGGUUGGUCUCGGCGCCGUGAAAGAAAAGACAGCAUCCGAAAGGCAAGAAGAGAAGCGACAGGCAAGACUCCGAGGAGAAGUUGUGGUAGACUCAGACGAGGAGGAAAAGAAAAAGAAGGCAGAGCGCUCAAGGAAAUCCCGAGCAGGAGGCUUGAAGAGCGGCAGUGGAAGUGCAGCAAGUACCCCAAGACGCCAGAAACCAAAGUAUGCAACGAUCGAGGAGAUCAAGAAAGCAGCCCCUGGGCUCAAUAUACCAGCUGCAUUCACGCCCAUCUUGGAUCUCACUGGGCCAGGCAAGAAGAUGCUGACCUCGUCUUCUGGUCUGAUGACGCCUACUGCUGGAACGACAGAAGAAGACGGCGAUGCUAAUUCGAAGAAGUUGGUGCUACGAGCUCAAAACGAUUUCAUGGCCAUACUCGAGGAAUGGCAGGGCCUACAGGAGCGGAAAGCUUUCGCCGAAUUGCAACUACACCAGGAGAAGCAGGAGCUCGAAGAACUGGAGAAAGCAGUCGCGAGCCAACGAGCCACCGCGGCUAUUUUCGAAGAGUUAACGCACAUCGAAGAUGAGGACGAGGUGAUGAUCAGUGGGGUGGACCACACGAGGCAGGGAUGGGACCGAGUCAUAUCGUUGUUGCGCAAGGCAGACCAAUCGAUCUCUGAUCUCACGAUCCGUGAGGUCAGAGAUGAGAUGGCUUCUAUUGCAGUCGCGGCCAUCCAGCCCAUUAUGAAGGACAUGGUUGAGAACUGGAACCCCUUGGAUAAUGCGCGAGCCCAAUAUGCUCGUGACCUGGGCUCUAUCAAGGGGCUGCUUGGCUUCAACAAAUCCGCACCACUGCCUCAGAUGAGAUCUUCAGCAACACCUUAUGAGAGCAUGAUGUACAAGCUUUGGCUGCCUCGUGUCUCACGUGCGGUGCGGGAGUGGAAUGUGCGGGAUGCCGAACCACUAAUCGCCGUGUUUGAGGCCUGGCACAGCGUGCUCCCUGGAUUCCUCAAAACGCAAUUGCUGGAACAAGACAUCAUCAGGAGACUGGACGAGGCAAUCGCCAAAUGGGAGCCAAAGAGGAAGAAGCAACACAACCUGCCGCACCUUUGGCUGUUCCCCUGGUUCCAGUACCUCCCGGAGCACCACCUUGAUCCCAAGGCCUCAACAGGGCUUGUUGCAGACGUAAAGAGGAAGUUCCGGCAGCUCAUUGAUGUGUGGGAGUUCAAUCGUGGGGUCAUCCCGGGCCUGCGGGAAUGGCGCGAUAUCCUGCGCACCGACCGCACCGACCAGUGGACACCGCUCGUAUUGAACCACAUCCUGCCAAAUAUGGCGCGUUACAUUCGCAAGAACUUCGAGGUCAAUCCUUCGGACCAGCAGACUGACAUUCUAACCGCCGUUCUGGAUUGGCUAGAUCCCGUUUCGCCCACCAUGAUUGCCGAGGUCAUCGCCGCGGAGGUCUUCCCGAAGUGGCAUGAGAUUCUCUACCAAUGGCUGGUCAUGGAGACGGUCAAUUAUGAAGAUGUGGCGCAGUGGUGCGAGUGGUGGCAUGAUGAGGCUUUGGCGGGAAUCGACGACAUCCCCUCAAUAGCGUCAGAGUUCGAAAAGGGUCUCCACACGAUCGAGCACGCAUUAGAGCUGUUCGACUUGAAUCAGGACGCCUCAAUAGCGCUGCCUCCACCGGAACAUGGGCACGCCACCGCACGGCAAAAAGCCGCCAAAGCCAAUGGGCAUCCUCACCAUAAGCGAGAGCCACAGAGGGAGAAAAAGCAACAUGCCAGCCCGUUCGAACCGACCAAGAAGGAAUUGGAGCGGUCCUUCCGCCAUAUUGUGGAGGAUUGGUGCCAAGAAAACGACCUUCAAUUCAUGCCAGAGCGGAGAAAAGUGCACACCGAAGGGCCUCUGUACCGGAUCACCGCCCGAGGAGAUGGAAAGGGAGGUGCGCUGACAUACUUCAAAGGAGACAAGCUCUGCGUGGAGACCAAGAACGGUGUAGAGGAAUUCACGGGCGAGCCUGGUAGCAACGACUGGGACAGGCUCAUGACCUACGCGCUAUAGAUGUUCCGUCAUACACACCUAGGCAUGGAAAUUCGCAACCUGGCUCGUACAGCAUCAGAAUGUUAGAGGUACAGCACAGUGUCAUCCAUACUUGACCUCACGUUACUCUUAAUCUCAAUCACCUUACCGUG
Molecule: messenger RNA, 3040 nt
Organism: Diaporthe batatas
Lineage: Eukaryota; Fungi; Ascomycota; Sordariomycetes; Diaporthales; Diaporthaceae
Exons: 1
Coding region: 78-2909 (943 amino acids)
Biological process (GO): spliceosomal complex disassembly
Cellular component (GO): U2-type post-mRNA release spliceosomal complex
Molecular function (GO): nucleic acid binding
Source: RefSeq, a predicted model, not a curated record